ACCUAAACGCGGCGACCCGAGUCCUCCCCGCCUCCAUCCUCCAUCCUGCAGCGGCGGCGUACUGAGGACCACAGCGAAGGGUAUCGCCGGGUGCGGGAGCUGCGUCCCGCCCUCUCCCGGCAGAGGCUCCGGCGUGCUUUCGCCCCGCGCGGGUCUCACACGGUGACACCACCGCCUCGGUGGAUCCCUGCCGCGCUCCCGGCGGCACAGUUCCUGCCGCCCGGCCGCGAACCAGGGCCCGCAACGCGGCCCGGCCUUCUCCGCCCUCCUCGCCGUGACGAAUCGGCGCCCGGCUGGGAUAGGAUCCGAAUUGGAAGAGUUCUGAGGAAACUGGAGAGCCUGAAAAAAAAAUCCUCGGCUGCACUAAGCCUCGCCACGUCCUCACGGGAAGGGCUAUUCGUCUAAGGAGAGCCGGCCGCGGCCCGCAGAGAAAUCCCGGAGCGUGUGGAAAGUGCGAGCGCGGAAGCUCCGGCGCGAGGGGCGGGGCGAGCGCGGGACAAAGGGAAGCGAAGCCGGAGCUGCGGGCGCCUUUUCGGCCCGCGGUGUCUCAGAUUCAUUCUUAAGGAACUGAGAACUUAAUCUUCCAAAAUGUCAAAAAGACCAUCUUAUGCCCCACCUCCCACCCCAGCUCCUGCAACACAAAUGCCCAGCACACCAGGGUUUGUGGGAUACAAUCCAUACAGUCAUCUCGCCUACAACAACUACAGGCUGGGAGGGAACCCGGGCACCAACAGCCGGGUCACGGCGUCAUCUGGUAUCACGAUUCCAAAGCCUCCAAAGCCACCAGAUAAGCCGCUGAUGCCCUACAUGAGGUACAGCAGAAAGGUCUGGGACCAAGUAAAGGCUUCCAACCCUGACCUAAAGUUGUGGGAAAUUGGCAAGAUUAUUGGUGGCAUGUGGCGAGAUCUCACUGAUGAAGAGAAACAAGAAUAUUUAAACGAAUACGAAGCUGAAAAGAUAGAGUACAAUGAAUCUAUGAAGGCCUAUCACAAUUCCCCUGCAUACCUUGCAUAUAUUAAUGCAAAAAGUCGUGCCGAAGCUGCAUUAGAGGAAGAAAGUCGACAGAGACAGUCUCGCAUGGAGAAAGGAGAACCUUAUAUGAGCAUUCAGCCUGCUGAGGAUCCAGAUGAUUAUGAUGACGGCUUUUCAAUGAAGCAUACAGCUACCGCCCGUUUCCAGAGAAACCACCGCCUCAUCAGUGAGAUCCUCAGUGAGAGCGUGGUCCCUGAUGUGCGGUCAGUUGUCACAACAGCUAGAAUGCAGGUCCUCAAGCGACAGGUCCAGUCUUUAAUGGUUCAUCAGCGAAAACUAGAAGCCGAACUUCUUCAGAUAGAGGAGCGACACCAGGAAAAGAAGAGGAAAUUCCUGGAAAGCACAGAUUCCUUUAACAAUGAACUUAAAAGGUUAUGCGGUCUGAAGGUGGAAGUAGACAUGGAGAAAAUCGCAGCCGAAAUUGCACAGGCAGAGGAGCAGGCCCGCAAAAGGCAGGAGGAGCGGGAGAAGGAAGCAGCGGAGCAAGCCGAGCGCAGUCAGGGCAGCAUUGCCCCUGAGGAAGAGCAAGCAACGAACAAAGCUGAGGAGAAGAAGGAUGAAGAGAGCAUCCCUAUGGAGACAGAGGAGACACACCUGGAAGAAACGACAGAGAGCCAGCAGAAUGGUGAAGAAGGCACAUCUACUCCUGAGGACAAGGAGAGUGGGCAGGAGGGGGUUGACAGCAUGGAGGUCGAAGGGACCAGUGAUAGUAAUACUGGCUCAGAGAGCAACAGUGCAACAGUGGAGGAGCCGCCCACAGACCCCAUGCCCGAAGACGAGAAGAAGGAAUAAAUGCUGCCUUGUUUUAUGUGUCCUAAAACUUUUUUAAAUGGAAAAAAAAAAGUUUUCUGGUUUUAAUGGUG
Chionomys nivalis (European snow vole) is the source of this 1895-nucleotide messenger RNA. It is a transcript of the gene Smarce1, whose product is annotated as SWI/SNF related, matrix associated, actin dependent regulator of chromatin, subfamily e, member 1. The record is from RefSeq and is a predicted model, not a curated record. The transcript is spliced from 11 exons. Gene Ontology annotation, molecular function: nuclear receptor binding; nucleosomal DNA binding. Gene Ontology annotation, biological process: negative regulation of DNA-templated transcription. Gene Ontology annotation, cellular component: SWI/SNF complex. Lineage: Eukaryota; Metazoa; Chordata; Mammalia; Rodentia; Cricetidae. Bases 589 to 1824 code for a protein of 411 amino acids.